AGUCGUUCUUCUGUUUCUCAGCGAGACUAGAUCGGGAAGAUGACUUGGCGGUCUGGCAUUUGUUACUGUGCUAUUGUUCUGUUUUUUCUGGGGUGUGCUGACAGUCAAGUGAAAGUCAAAAUCCAGGAGCCUGGCAUCAGCAGGUUUUUGAAUAGGGUUACGAAUACAACGUUCGGUUUGAUUCGAACUGGAGUAGACAUUUUUGGAAACACAAUCGAAAGAAUUACCAACAGUUUUGCGACCAUCGAAGAAAGAUUGAGAGCUAUAUUGGAAUUAGUCAGAAAACAACUGAUAAAAGGUGUACCUGAACUAAGCAUACCAGUGUUAGACCCAUUGCAUAUAGAUAAAAUAGAAUUCAACGUCAAUCAUGAAGCUGCAAAUGUAAAAGGGAGAGCAGAAGACCUCACGAUCAGACACAUAUCCAAAUUUUUGGUGGACAAAGAAAGUUUCUCAGAUCUAGGAAAAUUACGUUUCAAACUAGAUCUGAAUCUAACAUUUCCAUACAUCAAAGUCAACGGAACAUACAACAUAGACGGAGAAGUCGGUGGAGCUUUCCGGAUAUUCGGAAAUGGACCUUUCAGGUUGAACUUGAUAGAUCUCAAAUUGGGGACGUCGACUAUACUGAAAUUUACAUUGCCUGCAAGACUGAGAGUUGAAAGUAUCAGCCUUGAUGUCAAGUUGAAAAAACUGGAAAAUAAUUUCGAAAAUCUGAUGAAGGACAAAGAAACUGGAGUACUGAUCAAUAAGGCUAUUUCAAAAUUGGCGCCAGAAGCUUUGAGAUUACUGUGGCCCGAGUUGAAGCCUUCAAUUGAAGUCCAAGUCAAAAAGUACAUCAACGAUAUUUUGGAAAACACCACUGUGGUGAAUAUGGCGAAGAGAUUAUUCAACAUCACAUAGAAAAAUAGUGAUUAUAGAAGAAGUUGAAAUAGCUAUUUUUCUAUUAAACCUGAUUUGACGCUUG
Molecule: messenger RNA, 961 nt
Organism: Phaedon cochleariae (mustard beetle)
Lineage: Eukaryota; Metazoa; Arthropoda; Insecta; Coleoptera; Chrysomelidae
Source: the annotation of a GenBank genome assembly